AUGUCUUGGCAGGGUUCAUCAGUCAUGGCACUAAGGGCCUUGAAAUUUGCCUCAUUGACAGCAGCUGCUUCUGGCAUCUAUCUGUAUGGAAACAAGUUCCUGGAUCCUAAUGAUUUUGGAGUUGUUCGUGUGGGCCGAGCCAUUGCCACAACGGCAGUUAUCACCUAUGACUACCUGACCUCUCUUCGGAGUGUCCCAUAUGGAUCAGAGGAGUAUGAGUUCCUCAAGUCACAGGUGCACCUGCGCUCUGCUGAGCGCCUCCGGGAGUUGUGCUGCUCCAACCGAGGCACCUUCAUCAAGGUGGGGCAGCACCUGGGAGCGCUGGACUACCUCCUGCCUGAGGAGUACACCCGCACCCUCAAAGUGCUGCAUAGCCAGGCCCCGCAGAGCACCAGGCAGGAGAUUGAGCAAGUUAUCCGUGAGGAUCUGGGAAAAGAGAUAAAAGAGCUCUUUAUGAGUUUUGAGGACACUCCCCUGGGAGCAGCAUCACUAGCCCAGGUACACAAAGCAGUGCUGCAGGAUGGGAGAACGGUGGCAGUGAAAAUCCAGCACCCCAAGGUCCAAGCUCAGAGCUCCAAGGAUAUUUUGCUCAUGGAGGUUCUCCUCUUGGUUGUGAAGCAGAUUUUUCCAGAUUUUGAGUUCAUGUGGCUGGUGGAAGAAGCUAAGAAGAAUCUGCCCUUAGAGCUGGAUUUCCUCAAUGAAGGCAGAAAUGCUGAGAAGGUUGCUCAUAUGCUCAAAAACUUUGACUUCCUGAAGGUCCCCAGGAUCUACUGGGAUCUCUCAACAAGGCGUGUCCUUCUCAUGGAGUUUAUGGAAGGGGGACAAGUGAAUGACAGGGCCUAUAUGGAGAGGAAUGGCAUCAAUGUCAAUGAGAUCUCUCGCAACCUGGGAAAGCUCUACAGUGAAAUGAUUUUUGUGAAUGGCUUUGUGCAUUGUGACCCACACCCAGGCAAUGUGCUGGUGAAGAAGUGCCCAGCCUCUGGCAAGGCCCACAUUAUCCUCCUGGAUCAUGGGCUCUACCAGGUGCUGAGUGAGUCAUUCCGCAUGGACUACUGCCGGCUUUGGCAGGCCCUCAUCAAGGCUGAUAUGAAGAGGGUGCAGAAGUACAGCCGGCGACUUGGGGCAGGGGAUUUGUAUCCUCUCUUUGCCUGCAUGCUGACUGCCAGAUCUUGGGAAUCUGUCAACAGGGGCAUUGACCAGUCACCAGUCUCUGCCAGUGAGGACAUGGAGAUCCGGUCCAACGCUGCCACUUACUUGCCCCAGAUCACCCAGCUCCUCAACAACGUUCCCCGCCAGAUGCUGCUUCUGCUGAAGACCAAUGACUUGUUAAGGGGGAUUGAGUCAGCCCUGCACACACGGGCCAGUGCCAGCUCCUUCCUCAAUAUGUCUCGCUGCUGCAUCAGAGCUGUUUCCACGUACCAGAGGAGCAAGAGUCACUCGCUUUACAGGAGGGCCCAGAUCUCAUUCACAGAAGCCCUAAGCCUGUGGCAGAUCAACUUAUAUGAACUCUUCCUGUGGCUGAAGGGGUCCCAGCUGGGGAACUGGGUCACUGCUCUCCUGAGACGGAUGCACCAUUUAAUGUACUGACAUGAACUGGUGGGAGAGGCCUGGGUGCUCCCUCCCUCCCUUCUGUUCUCCAUGGCACAUCUGCCUUUUUGACUAUUUCUGUCUAUUUUUGGGUCUUACUCCACAUUACACACUGCACUGUCCUUUUCUUUUACAGCAUUAGCUUCCCCUGUGGCACAGAGAGGUUGAGUUGGUACCAGAGCCCUACUGUUUUGUGGUUUAGGUAAAGUAAGUGCAUGAUACUUGUGGCAGGAAGGACAGAAAAGAAUACCUUCUUUCCUCAUUUGUGCAGGUUAAGUUCCACUCAGAUUCUAGUGGGACUGUGCUGGAAGCAAAUGCCUCUUUGACUCUUUCUUAAACAAUCUUAAAGAAUUUAAGAGAAUCCCAGCCCUACUAGAAUGCCCCAAAAUAUUUUUCAGACCCUCAGAGAGGGGUGGUAAGUCCCUUUAAAAUACAAUAGGGUUUAUAUUAAUUUAUGCAAUCUCUUUAGUCUGAUUUCUGUUUAGGUGUGCGGAAGGUUUCUCAGAGGAAUGAGACCUUAUGGAAAGCUGUCACUAGGGUUUUUUCUUCCAGCACCAGGGAAAGAGGACACAAAUGGUGAGAGUGGUGGACUGGGAGUCUGACUUCCUAAGAUGCAUCUCCAGUCCUGUCAGCAAGUGCCUCUGUUUUUGGACUUCUCCUGGCCUGUUUCCUUGCAGGUGAAAUGGGGGAAGGGGACAGUGAUCUUGCCUCUCUUCUGAAAUUCAGGAAAGACAGUAAGAAGGACAACUCAGGGCUCUGAAACUGCCGGGAAUGUAUGUGUACUGUACAAAACUAUCACACAACAAAAUAAAUGUGUUGUAUCAAAGACCUUUGGGGGAGGGAUGCUUGGCUGUGCACUAGAGUUAUGUUUGAGCCUCUAACCUUAGUCCUGUUUCCAUUUCUCCACAAGGGAGUGAUGCCAGGCAGUGCUGGUAAUUCCUUGUAAGCAAAAUGUCCACUUGGUCUUUUCUAUAUCCAAGAAGUUUGUACCACAUCUGAGUCCUCUAGUACUGCAUCAAAUGUAUGUUGGGAUGGAAUGGAGGAGCAGGCAUCUUUCUGCUGGGAGGAUAUCUCAUACCCUUCUGCCCAGAUCCACACUGAGCCUGCCUCCUCCCUGCCUGUGGGAGUGCGCUACAGCACAUCUGUGAGAUGUCACCAUCCCCAUGCCACAGUGAACAUUUCACCUUGUCACUGCCUGUGAUGUUUUACUACUCCAGCCUCAGACAAAAACCUGCCAUUGCUCAGUGGUGCAAGUGACAGAUCUGAUGGCUUUGACUCUGUAGUUGUGGGACAGCUACCAGAAAGCCUCACCUAGACGCCUGCUUGUGUGAGACGUAUCUGAGAUACUGGGAGACAUCUCUGUUGCUUGUAAGAAUACCUUUAUCCAGGAAAGGUGGAUGGAGGUGACUGCUCACAUAAUCUCAGCUUUCCUCAUAAACUAUCUUGGUGAAAGGGGACAUGAAGGACAGGAUGGGAAUGUCCGUCUACUGUCAGAAAGCUUGCUAAACUGAGAAUUACUCAGGAACCAAACUGUGCCUGAGGGCAAGCCACAAGAAGGCCAUUCCCUCUCCCAGUUUCCAUACAACUUCCCAAUUUGCACAGGUGCAAGACCCCACCUUGAAGUGAGUUCAAUUUCUUGGGAAGGGAAGCAGGGGACAGAGUGCAGGUUAAGUGUGUGUGAGUCCCUGGUGAAUCAGUCAUCUUUCUGGCUGUGUGGGAAGGGGAAGGAAUGUAAUCCAGAAAAGGUACCUGGUUACUGGUGGGCUUGGGCAUGAUGGGUUAGGGACUGCAGAUGUGCAUACAGUGACUGUGUACACGCACAAGCAUGUAGGCAGAACUGGCUGGCUCAGGACUGCCAAGAAGUGGUAAGCCUAACGUCCUUGCAAAGCUUGUCCGCAACCCAUGCAAUGACAGGUUAGAGAUUCCCUUGACUUCUGGGUCAUAUGAUGGCAUCAGGGACUGGAGUGGUGAUAAUUGCAGGAUGAGACUCCUGAGUCAACAAAGAGUCACUGAAGCCCUGGAAUACUGGUGCUGCAUCCUGUACAUGACUAAUCAUUGCUCAUGUGAAAAGUCUGACUGAAUUAGUGCCUUGCUCAGGCUCUUAGAGCUGGUAGGCUGGCCAGCAUGGGUGGGCCUGAUUUGUUCUCAUUACAGGUAGAGCUCCUCUCAGAAAGCUGGACUGCUGUGCCUUGUUAAAGUCCAAGAGACCCUCUAGUAAUGGCCACCAACUGCGUAUCCUCAUCUUGUAGAUGCCUGUGCAAAUGCCUUUGCCUGUUCAUGGCAGGAUACACUGACCAUAGCACCGUUUGUGUUUCUCAUCUGUAAGUGAAAGCUUAUCCUACAUUUAGGCCUUCAUUUCUAGAGGAUUCCGUGUUGUGGAGAGGCUCCCUGUAGCUGUCAUUUGCAUUGGCUGUUAAGCUCACAGCGUGCUCUCAGCCAUGCAUGUUCUUUCACUCCUUCAAAAUCUUACCACAUGACUGCUAGUUCUGCUACCUGAGGACGGUCCUGACUCUAAAAGUUGUAGGGAACCAGCAGCCCCUCGGACUGGUUUCUGGCAGUGUGCAGCAGGCAGAGAACAGGGAAUAUUUGGCAGAGCUUUGUCUAUUGUCAUUAGUCUCUGCUGGGAGGCUGUGUGUUGCAGUGUUAGCGGAGGGACUCCUCCAUCCAUUGUGCUCAGCUUUCACCCUUCCCACAGUCAAUCGAUGAAAGUUUGUCUUAAGAAAGAAGAAGCAAACACAUGGACUUUGACCUUGUAACAUUCCUGCCUUGUCUUUUUGCUGAAAGCACUCAAAGGUGAAUGUGUUAACACAGUUUUGAAAAGACACUUCCUCAUCCCAAUUUGCAGUUGUCAAACAUGGGUAGCCUGGAUCAGGUCUGUGCAUUUGGCCUCUCUUUCCCACCUGCAUUUAAUGGUGUUUUCACCACCAGCAAACACAGCUUCUGCUGCUUGGCUUGCAGGCAGCACAUGGGCUGCUGUCUGCCCAGCUUUAGCUGUGAGCAAACUAAAGUUUGGUUCAGACACUAAAUACUGGCCCUGGAGCCCACCAACUCUUUCUCAGGACUAAUAUGGGGGUUAGAGCUGUUGGCCAGAGGUGCAAAACUGAUGGGCAUCUUUCAGCUCCUGUAAUAAACAUGAAGUACUUUGUUGUAGCCUUAUGGCAUCACCAAUCCUAAUGCUCUCAGAUGUGUUGGGAAACCAGUGGACAUUUCAUCUAGCAUUUAUAUGUGCCAUCAUUAUAUCCACUGGAGGUGGAAAAUGGGGCAGUCAGGGAAAAUGCAGUUGCUGUGCAAAACUUCAAGAAUCUCAGGUAUGAAGUGGACUUGCUUUUGCACAUGCAGCUGAAAAAAAGCCAGUCUGAACACCCUAGCCUUUGCCUAGCCCAUCUAGUGAACACUAUUGAUGACAAAUGGGUGGCAUUUAGAGUCGCAGAUCAAGGCUGCAUGAUGCUGUCUGCCA
Cyanistes caeruleus (blue tit) is the source of this 5044-nucleotide messenger RNA. The record is from RefSeq and is a predicted model, not a curated record. Lineage: Eukaryota; Metazoa; Chordata; Aves; Passeriformes; Paridae.